UUUUUUUUCAAAGCCCGGCAACGUAGUCGAAGCGGGACAGACUUCCAAAUGAGCGCUCCUGUCCAACAAAAAUGGAACCGUCAGAGACUGGUCGGUGUCCUUGUUUCUGUAGUCAAUUUCUGUUAUUUGUGUCUACAAAAAAGUGGAAGUUGUAGACAAUUUGCGGCGUUGAGCACGUUAAAUAAAGUAAUAGAUGCCGGUUUAGUAAAUUCUGUAUUUGGCUGGCCUCAAAUAGUAUUCCACUCCUCCCGGUUAUUAAAUCGUUCACAUGAAUUUCAAUCUCAAGAUGAUUUUGAAGCUGGUCUUUCCUUUACACCCAACAAAACAUCAGAAAAUGAAAAAUCUGAUAGACGUGAAACAGGCGAUAGUAGUUCAGCGCCCGCCUUAAUUCUUCAAAGUUUUUAUCGGAAGCAUGGAGUUAAUGUUGGAUCGCAACAUAAUAAAGUUCGGCUAAGCGAUUUACAAAAAGCCUUUUCUAGUAUGCAACCUAGUAUUGCUGGUAAUCGCUCGGUAUGCUCGCCUGCGCAUAGAUGGAGACAGUGUUACAACAUUUUACUCUUCCUCGCCAGCUUUAAAGAAUUUCGACAAAAAAUUAGUGAGCGUUCCCAGUUAAGAACACUUAUUCAACUACUCGAGCCAACUCUGGAUCCGCAACUGCUCUGUCUUUUGCUUCAGACUAUAGCACUUAUAGCCUUGAAUCCAUCAACACACCGUCAUUUUAUUGAAAUGCAGGUGGAUAAUCCGCUUAUUCAGAUGCUUCUUCCAGCCGAUGAUUGGUAUUAUACAAAUCAUAGCACUAAAUUUGGCCAUUUUGUUAAACACCAUGCCGCUCGAAUAUUAAUUUAUAUUGGUCUAGGGGAGAGAGUUGGAAAUCGAGUUUCUCUGUUCGAUGACUCCCUUUUGGCAACCUCAGUCACUCGUAGAUCCUUAACUAGCAGUCAGGGUCAAGCAGCAAACAAUUCCACCUCGGCAAAUGAGGACGACUAUAUUUGUGAAACUCUUAGACCGGCUACAAUGGCACAAGAAUUUAGCCGAACAGCAAUGUCAGUAGAAGGCAUUCUUCUAAAAAUAAUGCAAGAACUAAGCAGAAACCAGGCUUCAAAUGGCACUGGAAGCGGAGCACAGGAGCCUAUUAGCGAGGAAACACCCAGUGCUUGUGCGAGCGUGAUCGCUUCACCUACAGUCCAAGUUCGAUCUAUUGUUGUUGGUCAAAAUAGUGCAAAUUGUAUUAUUGAGGAGUGUGAAGAGAAGCCUGAUUCUCCACUUCCACCAUUAAUAAUGCCAUCACCAGCAUUUAUUGAUGAUACACCUACUAGUACACCUCCAACUUCUGUUGAGGCAAAUUUAUGUACGGCUCGGAAUAGUUCUACAUCUAACCCGUUUAUUUCAUGUAACAAAUUAUCUCUAUAUAAAUGCGCAAUUAGGGUUGCCAGAAUGUCCCGACUCGGACUGAAAGAUCGGCCCGGCUCGAUAGUUAGGCCUGAAAAAGACUCGUACCUGCUCGACCCCGACUCGAUAAAAACAAGCCCGAAAAAAAUGCCUCGACCGUCGGCCCGACUCGAAAACGGCAACCCUAUUAGCAAUAUAACACCACUUCUUGUAUAG
Molecule: messenger RNA, 1605 nt
Organism: Meloidogyne enterolobii
Lineage: Eukaryota; Metazoa; Nematoda; Chromadorea; Rhabditida; Meloidogynidae
Source: the annotation of a GenBank genome assembly